This is a messenger RNA of Archocentrus centrarchus (flier cichlid), 3442 nucleotides long. It is a transcript of the gene galnt17, whose product is annotated as polypeptide N-acetylgalactosaminyltransferase 17. Bases 668 to 2470 code for a protein of 600 amino acids. The transcript is spliced from 12 exons. Gene Ontology annotation, molecular function: polypeptide N-acetylgalactosaminyltransferase activity. The record is from RefSeq and is a predicted model, not a curated record. Gene Ontology annotation, biological process: protein O-linked glycosylation. Gene Ontology annotation, cellular component: Golgi apparatus. Lineage: Eukaryota; Metazoa; Chordata; Actinopteri; Cichliformes; Cichlidae.
AUAAUCCGCGCAGGUUCCUCACUUACAUCUCACUGUCAUUAACGAGCGUCGGGAGUAAGAUGACAAGAAGCAGAAAUGUUGAGUGAACGUUAACAAGGUUUUCAUUGAGCAUCCGCGAGAUUAUAUGUUUUUUUGCGCGCAGCCCGCUUCAGUCGCAUCACUGCCGACUUGUGUUAGACGCAAAGGAGAGCGUUUAUAAAAGACAGAUUUGAUAUUCUCCUCACUGUUACAUUAUUUAGGAGUAUCUGUUCCUCCAGCCCAACAUUUGCUCGCGUCUUUGUCUUACAUCUUCCGUGAAUUCUUGUGAAGCCGGGCUCGAAGUGGCGGUGACACGGAUGAAAGCCGAUGGCCAGGCGCCCCGAAUUUCAUCAGAAGGGGGAUGCAACCUAGAAUAACCCGUGUCAAAUGCUUUCCGCACAACGCGAGCCGAGGAAGACCUGAAUCCCGACACAUAAGAGGCGCCUUACGACCGCUGCGGCUGCGGACGGACACAGCUACAGACCCCGCGGAGCAGAGCGGUCCUCUCUGUCACACUUCUCUGAAGUCCGCCUGAAGGGCGCAUGUAUAGUUGGCGCAUUGUAACUGUAACACGCCUCAGACCUCACCUGAGACUGUCCCUCCUCCUGACCUCUUACGCACUGGCAGCCCGGACACCGGUGACUUUUUAAUGGCUUUUGUGUUCAGAAGAUGGAGGGUCUUACUGGUGCUGAACGUGCUCGCCCUUGCCGGGUUCAUUACUUUCUGGGCCAUGUGCAACAACGCACGCAGCAUCCAAACCGCCGCUCCGGAGGCUUCAGGUGAGGGGAAGAGGCCCCGGGGCAACGGGACGGCGCAGGGGCCCAGCGUCAUACACGAGGUGCUACUGAAGAGGCUCAGCUCUCUGGAGGACGUGGUGUACAGACAGUUAAACGGUCUGUCCAAAUCUCUGGGCCUGAUUGAGGGCUUUGGGGGUCGGGGUAAAGGCGGCCUCCCUGCCACGCUGUCACCGACUGAGGAGAGUGACGCUAAACACCUUAGGGAGAAGUACGGCUAUAAUGCCUACCUCAGUGACAGAAUUUCUCUGGAUCGCACAAUACCGGACUAUCGGCCAAGCAAAUGUAGAAAGAUCAGCUACCCGAGAGAUCUCCCUCAGAUCUCCCUCAUCUUCAUCUUCGUCAACGAGGCUCUGUCAGUGAUCCUGCGCUCGGUCCACACAGCUGUCAAUCACACACCAGCGCACUUGCUCAAAGAGAUCAUCCUGGUGGACGACAACAGCGAUGACGAGCAGCUGAAAGGUCCGCUGGAGGAGUACGUGAACAAACGCUACCCCGGCUUGGUGAAGAUCGUGAGGAACCAGAAGAGAGAGGGACUGAUCCGGGCCAGGAUCGAGGGCUGGAAGGUAGCCACCGCUGAGGUGACGGGAUUUUUUGAUGCCCAUGUGGAGUUCACCCCAUUAUGGGCGGAGCCAGUUCUAGCUAGAAUAAAGGAGGACCACAAGAGGAUUAUCUUGCCAUCAAUCGACAACAUCAAGCACGAGACUUUCGAGGUGGAGCGCUAUGAGAACUCUGGCCACGGCUACAACUGGGAGCUGUGGUGCAUGUACAUCAGUCCACCCAAAGAGUGGUGGGAGAAGGGGGACACGUCUGCACCGAUAAGGACUCCUGCCAUGAUUGGAUGCUCCUUUGUGGUCAAUCGCGAGUACUUUGGAAAGCUUGGUCUGCUCGACUCAGGCAUGGAUGUCUACGGAGGGGAGAACAUCGAACUAGGCAUCAAGGUGUGGCUGUGUGGAGGCAGUAUGGAGGUGCUGCCUUGCUCCAGAGUGGCUCACAUUGCACGAAUGAAGAAACCCUACCACAGUAACAUAGCUUUCCACACACGCCGUAAUGCUCUGCGUGUGGCUGAGGUCUGGAUGGAUGAGUACAAGUCCAGUGUCUACCUGGCCUGGAACAUCCCCAUGGAGAACCACGGCAUUGAUUACGGAGACAUAUCACAGAGGGUUGCACUGAGGAAGAAUCUGCAGUGUAAGAGCUUUCAGUGGUACCUAGACAAUGUUUACCCAGAGAUGAGGAGGUACAACGAUACACUGUUCUACGGUGAGGUCCGCAACUCUAAAGCAAGCCACCUGUGUAUGGAUCAGGGUGCGAAGGAGAACCACACGGUCACCCUGCACCCAUGCCAUGGGUGGAACCCUCAGUUAGGACGUUACACCAAAGAGCGUCAGCUGUUCCUGGGUCCACUCGGCAGCACCGGUGAGGACACUCGCUGUGUGGUGGACGAUCAGAUCAGCAAAUUUCCUCAGCUCGUCAACUGCGAAAAGGUGACCUACGUCAAACAGAAGACGUGGCAUUUCUCUCAGAACGAAUCGAUCAUGAAUGAAGCGACAGGACGCUGCCUGGAGGUGGUGCCGGCUAAUGUUUACUUCGGACACCUGCUGGUCCUGCAGCCCUGCUCGGGGCAGAAGUGGACCAUCAAGAACACCAUGAAGCAGUGAUCACCUGGCCAAUUUCAUUGGGACGAAUUGCAUCAGAGGCCAUUUCCAAGAGCUGUCAGCUGACAUUAGCUUGGCCAGUGGACAAUCAGUGAGACCGGGGCUCCUCGUCUUGUGAAAUGAGACUCCAUAAGAGAUGGCUUUAAGGAGAAGAUUUCAGCUAUUAGCUGGUUUGGGAACAGUUGAUGUUUUUUUUUCAAAGGGGACAGUUCAAGAACGGUGAAAGGGACCUUCUCUCUCUGUUAUAAUUCCUGUGUGCCACUUUUUUUUUUUACAGUGUUUUCAUUUUAGUAGAGACAUUUAAUCAACCAAAAGUGUGUUCUUUCUUAUGUGGGGGAGAGAAAAAGGUUUCCAUCCUCCAAAUCCUUCUGCAAUAUUUCAUUCUGGGUCACUUUAUGUUUUUGAAGAGAUGAAAAACAAUAAAACACCUGGAAUUAAAUUUCAGUUAUAUGCACCUCUACUUUUCAUUGUCGUCAGACAUGAAGGUUUUAGUGUUUGGUACUAUGUGGUGUACUGGACCCUUAUUUAAGUUUUGCAUUUGUAAAUCAUCUCAAAUCACCUCAAAAAGGGCUCUGGGCUAAAUCUUGGUUCUAUGUUUUGUGGACAUCAUUUUCCCUCCAAGCAUUCUGUAGCAUCAGAUGCAGAACAUCUUGUAGCAUGAUUAUAAGUACUGUAAGCAGUUGGUACAAAGUUUCGUUGUCCUGAGUUGAUUUAUCCGGUUACCUGCUGAGUGCCAUAACCACUGCAAACCUAGGAAGCACUUUUUUGGACACAGGGAUAGAAGUGCAAAGAUGAGAAGAGGCCUGAAUCAGGGAUGGAGCGUGCACAAGAGAACCAAUGUGGAAAUGCUGGAGGCCUUAAAGGCUGGAAUUAUUAAUGUUAUAAGAUGUAUAUGUUAUAUGUUAAGUUGCAUAAGUGUUACCAGCUGGAUUUUUGUUCCCAAGAUUGUCUUCCAAUAAACAACUGAUUUUCUGG